AUGAGCGACACCACCAGCAACAACGAGGCCUCAUCGCCAACCUUUGAGAAGCCCGUCAGGACCAGCUCUGCUGGCCCUCAAAUUCAGCGGAAUGCUAGCACGAAGCAACUCAAGCUUAUGAACGGCCCCCUUUACCAGCAAGGACACAACAACGUCAACGUCGUGCUCAUCCGACGGGUCAGGAGGACAGACGACAGCGCUUGGAAGAUGUUGAGCCGGUGGAUGGUCGAGAACCAAGUCGGUCUCUCUUUCAACCUUCUGGCCCUCCUUUUCCUCGCCCACUUCUUCAUCCCGAAGGCGCAACCUCACACGAUCAAGUUCUUCACCCUCUCAUACUACAACCAAGAAACCGGCCAGUAUGGCGCCGGUCUCGGUGAUUCCUGUCUCCUCGCUUUCUGCAUCAUUCUCUUCACCGGUCUGCGCGCCGCGACCAUGGAAUACGUUCUGGCACCCCUGGCCAAGGGAUGGGGUAUCAAGAAGCGCAAGGAUCUCACACGCUUCAGCGAGCAGGCCUGGCUGUUGGUUUACUACAUGGUCUUCUGGCCCCUGGGUAUGUACAUCUACAAGACUUCGCCCUACUGGUUGAAUCUCAGAGAGCUCUGGACGAACUGGCCGCAGCGUGAGCUCUCCGGCCUCAACAAGUUCUACAUCCUGGCGCAGUGGGCUUUCUGGCUCCAGCAGAUUCUUGUCAUCAACAUCGAAGACCGCCGCAAGGACCACUGGCAGAUGUUUACUCACCACAUCAUCACUUGCACUCUGAUUUCCGCCUGCUACAGCUACCACCAGACUCGCGUCGGAAACCUGAUCCUCGUCCUCAUGGAUGUUGUCGACCUCUUCUUCCCUACGCAGCUCGCCAAGUGUCUCAAGUACGUUGGACUGAACACCCUCUGCGACUUCAUGUUCGGUGCCUUCGUUCUGUCAUGGCUUAUUGCCCGCCAUGUCUUCUACCUGAUGGUCUGCUGGUCUAUCCACACCCACAUCCCCGAAGAAAUUCCCGACUCGUGCUACACCGGCCAGCAACCCAACCUGGUUGGCCCGCUGCCUGUUCCCGAGGGUAAGAGCUGGAUGUUGGAGCCCUUUUACAAGUCGGAUGGCAUGGUUUGCUGGAACUCUACCAUUCGCUGGUCGUUCCUGAUCCCACUCCUCGCUCUGCAACUCAUCACCAUUGGAUGGUUUUUUAUGAUCCUUCGCGUCGUCAACAAGGUCCUUCGCGGCGGAAACGCUGAGGAUGUCCGCAGCGACGACGAACUCGAAGGCGAGGAGGAGGGCGAUUACGUCUAUGAGGAGGAGGUCGCUCUUGAGGAGGAGGUUGGCGUCGAAGAUAUCGACCUCAAGAGCUGGGAGCGGAGAACGGGCAUCAAGAGACAAGCAAGUUCUUCAGGCGUGAGCCUACCCGGCCACAGCGACCGCAAGGAGCUGCUUGGUAGAAUCGGCUGCGAAAAGCAGGUCGACUAA
Messenger RNA from Colletotrichum godetiae, 1455 nucleotides. RefSeq names its product TLC domain-containing protein. The record is from RefSeq and is a predicted model, not a curated record. Gene Ontology annotation, biological process: ceramide biosynthetic process. Gene Ontology annotation, molecular function: sphingosine N-acyltransferase activity. The transcript has 4 exons. Lineage: Eukaryota; Fungi; Ascomycota; Sordariomycetes; Glomerellales; Glomerellaceae. Bases 1 to 1455 code for a protein of 484 amino acids. Gene Ontology annotation, cellular component: membrane.